GUGGAGGCUGGGCUGAGGCGCCGCGGUACCAUGAGGCGCCGGUACUUAAGAGAUUAUGGCAUCGGAAACUCACAAUGUUAAAAAACGGAACUUUUGUAAUAAGAUUGAGGAUCAUUUCAUUGAUCUUCCUAGAAAAAACAUCUCUAAUUUCACUAAUAAGAACAUGAAGGAGGUUAAGAAGUCUCCAAAACAGUUGGCUGCUUACAUAAAUAGAACAGUUGGACAAACUGUGAAAAGCCCAGAUAAACUUCGUAAAGUGAUCUAUCUCAGAAAGAAAGUUCAUCAUCCCUUUCCAAAUCUUUGUUACAGAAAAAAACAGCCCCCUGGAAGUGGGGGCUGUGACAUGGCAAAUAAAGAAAAUGAACUGGCUUGUGCAGGCCACCUGCCUGAAAAAUUACACCAUGACAGUCGAACAUAUUUGGUUAACUCCAGUGAUUCUGGUUCUUCACAGACAGAAAGCCCAUCAUCAAAAUAUACUGGGUUUUUUUCUGAGGUUUCUCAGGACCAUGAAACAAUGGUCCAAGUUUUGUUCAGCAGGAAUAUGAGAUUGAAUGUAGCUUUAAUUUUCUGGAGAAAGAGAAGUAUAAGUGAACUUGUAGCUUAUUUGUUGAGGAUAGAAGAUCUUGGCGUUGUGGUAGAUUGCCUUCCUGUGCUCACCAAUUGUUUACAGGAAGAAAAACAAUAUAUCUCAUUUGGUUGCUGUGUAGACUUGUUGCCUCUAGUAAAGUCACUACUUAAAAGCAAAUUUGAAGAAUAUGUUAUAGUUGGUUUAAACUGGCUUCAAGCAGUCAUUAAAAGGUGGUGGUCAGAACUAUCAUCCGAAACAGAAAUUUUAAAUGAUGGAAAUAUUCAAAUUUUAAAACAAUUAAGUGGAUUAUGGGAACAGGAAAACCAUCUUACUUUGGUUCCAGGAUAUACUGGUAAUAUAGCUAAGGAUGUAGAUGCCUAUUUAUUACAGUUACAUUGAGAGAUUUCAUCUACUAAAGAGCAUUUGGUUUUUCAAAACAUCCCUGAACUGUGUAAUUUACAAAAAAAAGUCUCGUCUGAGAAC
Messenger RNA from Pan troglodytes (chimpanzee), 1051 nucleotides. RefSeq names its product KATNB1-like protein 1. Gene Ontology annotation, molecular function: microtubule binding. Gene Ontology annotation, cellular component: nucleolus. NCBI's taxonomy places the organism in Eukaryota, Metazoa, Chordata, Mammalia, Primates, Hominidae. The record is from RefSeq and is a predicted model, not a curated record.